AUGCAUUUUUUUUCUUUCAUCCCCAAUAACGAGGUUGGCAUGUUCAUAUCCAUGCUGCUUCUGCAGGUUAAAGUCAACUUUGUCUACCAGCCGUUCGCAGACGGCGGCAAGAUUGGAAUAUUUUUGCACUGA
This is a messenger RNA of Plenodomus lingam JN3, 132 nucleotides long. NCBI's taxonomy places the organism in Eukaryota, Fungi, Ascomycota, Dothideomycetes, Pleosporales, Leptosphaeriaceae. The record is from RefSeq and is a predicted model, not a curated record.